AUGUCGGAGAGAGGAGAUUCAGAAGCUUUGGUCUGGCCAAGCCUGGAUGGGCAGCCCGCCACCCAUUACAGGCCGGUCCUGGGGUCCCGCUGUGACCAGGCCCCUCCUUUGCAGACUUUCUCUGGAGGCUAUGUGCAUGUGCUGAAAGGCGUGCUCUCCGAGGAGCUCCUCAUUAGAAGCUUCCAGAAGAUGGGCUACGUGCGCCGGGACCACCACCGCCUGACGGUGGCUGCUCUGCCUCCUGCCUGCCAGCUGGUGCAGGUGGCGCUGGGCUGCUUUGCGCUUCGGCUGGAGUGUGAGAUCCUGGGUGAGGUGCUGGCGCAGCUGGGCACCAGCGUGCUGCCAGCAGAAGAACUGCUGCAGGCGCGGCGGGCCAGUGGGGAUGUGGCCUCCUGUGUGGCCUGGCUGCAGCAGCGUUUGGCCCAAGAUGAGGAGCCACCACCCCUGCCCCCCCGGGGCGCCUCUGCAUUCGGGGUCCCGUUAGACCUGUACAGGGACCUGCAGGGUGACGAGGGCCUGGAGGAAGCCAGCCUGUAUGAAGAGCCCUCCCCAGGGCCAGACUCGCCUCCUGUGGAACUGAGCUAUAGGCCACCACUCUGGGAGCAGAGUGCCAAACUAUGGGGGUCCGGGGGCCGGUCCUGGGAGCCCCCAGCUGAGGACCUGCCUCAGGCUAGCAGCUCACCCUAUGGGGCCCUAGAGGAGGAGCUGGAGCCUGAGCCCUCUGCCUUUUCCUUUUUGUCCCUGCGCCGAGAGCUGAGUCGGCCUGAGGACCUGGCUGUUGCGGAGGUCCCUGGGAGCCCUGGGCAGGCCAGCCCCCGGCACAGCCAAGUAGGGGAAGCACUAGCUUCCGCCUACGGGCCUGUCCCUGAGCCCCUGGCCUACCAAGCACACAGCUGUCUGGCUCCUGGAGCCCUGCCCACCCUCUGCUGUGACACCUGCCACCAGCUACACGCUGCGCACUGUGCGGCCCUGCCAGCUUGCCGUCCAGGCCACUCGCUGCGAGUCCUGCUGGGAGACACGCAGCGGCGCCUGUGGCUGCAGCGGGCACAGAUGGACACCCUGCUGUAUGACAGCCCCGGGCCGCACCCCUAAGCCCACCUGCGCCCCAGGUCCCAUGGGUGCAGGAGAGUUUCCAUGGUGCUUCUCUUGGGGAGU
Molecule: messenger RNA, 1155 nt
Organism: Dipodomys ordii (Ord's kangaroo rat)
Lineage: Eukaryota; Metazoa; Chordata; Mammalia; Rodentia; Heteromyidae
Gene: Spata2l
Product: spermatogenesis associated 2-like
Exons: 2
Coding region: 1-1092 (363 amino acids)
Cellular component (GO): cytoplasm
Source: RefSeq, a predicted model, not a curated record